AUGGCUGGCCACAGUUCUAGAGCUUCGGGUUCUCAGCACAAACUAGAGUCAGAUCAGAUACCAGCAGGACGUGGUAGAGGAAGGAGUGGAGCAUCUAACUCGAGCAGUCCUCAGAGCCGCAUUUAUGCCUUAGCUGGUAGACAGGAUCGUGAGACGUCUUCUGAUGUUGUUACAGAGGCCGAACAUACAGAUCAUCUACGUGCAGUGCUUAGAAUUCUUCGAGAUAGAGAGUUAUAUGCGAAUUUUUCCAAGUAUAAAGGCAUUAGAGUGGAUACUCAAAAGAUUAAAGCUGUGGAGAAUUGGCCAAGGCCCAUGAUACCAAUAGAGAUAUGUAGUUUCUUGGGCUUAGCAGGAUAUUAUAGAAGGUUCAUGGAAGGAUUCUCUUCUCUUUCAGGACCAUUGACUAAGCAGACUCAAAAAUCAGGUAAGUUCCAGUGGACACAUGCAUGUGAGUGGAGUUUUCAGACAUUGAAGGACAAGUUGACCUCAGCACCUGUCUUGACUCUUCUAGAGGGAACAGAUGGCUAUGUGAUAUAUUGUGAUGCUUUAG
Molecule: messenger RNA, 550 nt
Organism: Lycium ferocissimum
Lineage: Eukaryota; Viridiplantae; Streptophyta; Magnoliopsida; Solanales; Solanaceae
Exons: 5
Source: RefSeq, a predicted model, not a curated record